This is a messenger RNA of Mastomys coucha (southern multimammate mouse), 5241 nucleotides long. RefSeq names its product N-acylsphingosine amidohydrolase 2 (gene Asah2). Bases 526 to 2796 code for a protein of 756 amino acids. The record is from RefSeq and is a predicted model, not a curated record. The transcript is spliced from 23 exons. Gene Ontology annotation, cellular component: extracellular region. Gene Ontology annotation, biological process: long-chain fatty acid biosynthetic process; sphingosine biosynthetic process; ceramide catabolic process. Lineage: Eukaryota; Metazoa; Chordata; Mammalia; Rodentia; Muridae. Gene Ontology annotation, molecular function: N-acylsphingosine amidohydrolase activity.
CGCUCCAGCAGGCCGCUUGGGCCGCAGGGCGCUGCACCCUGUCCUGCACCACUGCUCUCCCCUGGUUCAGUCGCGGAGCCUUUUCUUCCCCUGCGCGUCCUGCUGCCGCCGCCAUCUGCAGCCCUGCCCCAGGGGUCUUUGGCCCCCCGGGCGGAGGGCUAGCACGGAGCCGGGCCUGUUGGAAACCGGAGACCAGCCACCUGCCCGCUGCGUGCCUCCAGAGCAGCUCCGGAACAGCUCACUUUCUGUUUCCAUCUCUUUCGGACCGGAUUUGCCUCUCCAAAAUCCACUUCUAGCUCUAAUCAAGGUUUAAAGUCUAAAGGCAUGUACACAUGAGUGCUGGUGUGCUUAGAGGCGUCGGAUCCCUUGGAGCUGGAGUCCCAGUAGCUGUGAGUACCGUAUUUGGAAACACACUGAGAAAUCAGCCUGGGCAACCUGCAAGGCACAAGGAAGGCCCACGUUUCUGCAUGGCCAUUUGCUUUCCUGGGAGGUGAACACCUGCUUUGAUUCACAGAGUCAGGACAAAUGGCAAAGCGAACCUUCUCCGCCUUGGAGGCCUUUCUCAUUUUCCUUCUGGUGAUAAUGACAGCCAUCACAGUGGCCCUUCUCACCCUCUUGUUUGUCACCAGUGGGACCAUUGAAAACCACAAAGAUUCAGGAAAUCACUGGCUUUCAACCACCCAGGGCUCCACGACCACUCAGUCCCCUCUGACUACACAGACUCCAGACUUCCCUUCAUUUCAGAACUUCAGUGGCUACUACAUUGGUGUUGGGAGAGCUGACUGCACAGGACAAGUGUCAGAUAUCAAUUUGAUGGGCUAUAGCAAAAAUGGCCAGAAUGCACGGGGUCUCCUCACCAGGCUAUUCAGCCGCGCUUUUAUCAUGGCAGAUCCCGAUGGGUCAAAUCGAAUGGCAUUUGUGAGCGUGGAAAUAUGCAUGAUUUCCCAACGACUCAGGUUGGAGGUCCUGAAGAGACUACAGAGUAAAUAUGGCUCUCUGUAUCGAAGAGACAACGUUAUCCUGAGUGCCAUCCACACACACUCCGGCCCAGCAGGAUUUUUCCAAUAUACACUCUAUAUACUUGCCAGCGAGGGAUUCAGCAACCGGACCUUUCAGUACAUGGUCUCUGGGAUCGUGAAGAGCAUUGAUAUAGCUCACACAAAUCUUAAACCAGGCAAAAUCCUUAUCAACAAAGGAAAUGUUGCUAAUGUGCAGAUCAACCGAAGCCCUUCCUCUUACCUUCAGAAUCCACCGUCGGAGAGAGCAAGGUAUUCUUCAAACACAGACAAGGAAAUGCUGGUCUUGAAACUGGUGGAUUUGAAUGGAGAAGACUUGGGCCUUAUCAGCUGGUUUGCCAUCCAUCCUGUGAGCAUGAACAAUAGCAACCACUUUGUAAAUAGUGACAAUAUGGGCUAUGCAGCUUACCUUUUUGAGCAAGAAAAGAACAAAGGCUAUCUACCUGGACAGGGACCGUUCGUAGCAGGCUUUGCUUCAUCAAAUCUCGGAGAUGUGUCACCCAACAUUCUUGGCCCACAUUGCGUCAACACAGGGGAGUCUUGUGACAAUGACAAGAGCACCUGUCCCAAUGGUGGGCCUAGCAUGUGCAUGGCCAGCGGACCUGGACAAGAUAUGUUUGAGAGCACACAUAUUAUAGGACGUCUCAUCUAUCAGAGAGCCAAGGAGCUGUAUGCCUCUGCCUCUCAAGAAGUGACGGGCCCAGUGCUUGCAGCUCACCAGUGGGUGAACAUGACAGAUGUGAGCGUCCAGCUCAAUGCCACACACACAGUGAAGACGUGUAAACCUGCCCUGGGCUACAGUUUUGCCGCAGGCACAAUUGAUGGAGUUUCGGGCCUCAAUAUUACACAGGGGACAACAGAGGGGGAUCUAUUUUGGGACACUCUUCGGGACCAGCUCUUGGGAAAACCAUCUGAAGAAAUCAUAGAAUGCCAGAAACCUAAACCAAUCCUACUUCACACUGGAGAGCUGACAAAGCCUCAUCCUUGGCAACCAGACAUUGUUGAUGUUCAGAUUGUUACUCUUGGGUCAUUGGCCAUUGCCGCUGUCCCUGGGGAAUUUACAACCAUGUCAGGACGAAGAUUUCGUGAGGCAAUUAAAAAAGAAUUUGCACUUUAUGGAAUGAAGGAUAUGACUGUUGUUGUUGCAGGUCUAAGCAAUGUUUAUACACAUUAUAUUACCACAUAUGAAGAAUACCAGGCUCAACGGUAUGAGGCAGCAUCUACAAUCUAUGGACCACACACCCUGUCUGCAUACAUCCAGCUCUUUAGAGCCCUUGCUAAGGCAAUUGCUACGGAUACAGUAGCCAACAUGAGCAGCGGUCCCGAGCCUCCAUUCUUCAAAAAUCUGAUAGCUUCACUUAUUCCUAAUAUUGCGGAUAGGGCACCAAUAGGCAAACACUUUGGAGAUGUCCUGCAGCCAGCAAAACCUGAAUACAGAGUGGGAGAAGUGGUUGAAGUUGUAUUUGUAGGCGCUAACCCAAAGAAUUCAGCAGAAAACCAGACCCAUCAAACCUUCCUCACUGUGGAGAAAUAUGAGGACUCUGUAGCCGACUGGCAGAUAAUGUAUAACGAUGCCUCCUGGGAGACGAGGUUUUAUUGGCACAAAGGAAUACUGGGUUUGAGCAAUGCAACAAUAUACUGGCAUAUUCCAGAUACUGCUCACCCUGGAAUCUAUAGAAUAAGAUAUUUUGGACACAAUCGGAAGCAGGAACUUCUGAAGCCCACUGUCAUACUAGCAUUUGAAGGAAUUUCUUCUCCUUUUGAAGUCGUCACUACUUAAUGAAAAGUUGACAGAUAUUGAAGAAAAGCAUUUCUCUGUGCACAUUAUAGAGUGAUUUCACACAAAUGUGAACUGCCGGUUUAAUUUUCAUAAUUGUCUCUGUUUGGGGGACAGGCCGUUUAUUGCUAAUGGGCCAGAGGUAUGUGUUUGUGUUGUUGUAUGAUUAUGUGCAUGUGUGCUAAGAGAGAGAGAGAGAGAGAGAGAGAGAGAGAGAGAGAGAGAGAGAGUUACUAGUGAGCAAGAGAAUAUGAGAGAAGGGCCACUGGCAACCAUAUACCUUGUGAUCUUUAUCCUAAAGCAUGAUUUUCCUUGAAGCUUUGUGGUUGUUUAAGAGAUAAUUUCCUCUAAUAUGAAAUCCCUGAAAUUUAAUGACAGUAUGUGAAAAUAUGUGAAUGAUGUUUAUCCUAUUUAUUUAUAGAGGACACUAGAGAACUUUCUAGAAGUCCUCUAGAAUGAUACUUGAUUUUACAGAGAGGAAAAAGAGGUUUAAUUCUCUUUAGGUUAGAAUAAGGUUAGUAUACUUUCCCCUAGUCAUAUUUACAAAAUACCAUGUAACUUUACUACAAAUACUUGAGCCCAGCUAAAAUAUACCCAGAAAAUUAGUGUGCCAGUUUUUUUGGUUUUGUUUUGUUUUUGCAUUCAAACAAGCAUAGUUAGCCACUUUAGAAUGGAUCUUCUUGGCUCAGGGUUAUUGUUCAUGCUCAGAUCAUUUCUCGAAUUGCCUGCAGAGUCCGAAUGUCACUUGCAGUGCUUUGAUUUAUGCCUUGUAUUCCUCAAAGUGUCCUUAUCCUGCUAAGUCACACCUCUUCCUCCCAACAUUUACUCUAAAUGAUUUUUAAAGGUUUUCACCAAUCAAAUGUACCUCACACUAUAAAGCUUUGCCUUGAAUGUAGAUUUUAAAACAAAAGUGUUAAGGCUGGAAAUGUAGUCAUCAAAGAGGAAGUUUGAAAUGUAUCUGUCUGUUCUUUUAUCAGCUACUCCCUCCCUCAUGAUUCCUUUGAACCAUUGAAUAGUCAUUUAAACCCACAUAUCCAGUGUUGUACUCAUCCCUGGAUCUUCACAAUUGCAGACAUCAUAUUGAGAUGAUUACCUAGACAAUUCCUUGAAGGACAAAAUAAAUAUUUAACCAGAAAUGUAAAUUCUGGAGAGGCAUUUGAAAAUCACAAAUGUUCAUGUCUCCGUUUCAUGUUUCCCAGGGUGGGUAUUCUGAUUUGGGAGGAAAGAGGCCCCCAAAUAAUUAUUAAAUAUCAACCUGAAAGUAAUGAUUUAGAAAUUAUGAUCUAGACAGUCUAAUGAAUGAGAUGGGACAAUGUAACAUGAAUUGUCUGAAAGUACUAAUUGCAUUUCAAAUUAUGUAAGUUAACUAGUAAAACCAAUUUUUGAAUCUCAAUCACACUUUUGUAGGUAGGUAAAGAGAGCAUUUUAGGAGGAAACCAAUCUUUAUUUCAAAACUAAAUUUGUUUUAAAAACAAUAGUGGUAAGGUAAACCUUCAUUUAUUUCCCUAUGGUUUACCCACUUAAACAUUGUAGAUUGAAUCAAAAGACACCUGGAACAUGUUUUGGUGACUCCAUUUCCCACUUGGUAAUUCUAUGGAUGUUAACUGCUGAAGAAUAAACUGAUCAGGAUUUUCAAGGGCUGUGAACAUGUCUCCUGAUGGGAACACCCUAUUAAGUAUAAAGGUUCAAAAUAGUUGAUCUCAAAACUACACAUACACACACACACACACACACACACACACACGCACACAUGGUAUUGUUUAAAAUUUAUUUCUCAUGACCCAAAACAAUACAAGGAUUAUGCAAGGUUUCACCUCCACCACCAUUCUCCCCAGUGAAACUUUUCUCAAAGUCUGAGUAGUUUCCUCUUUCUCACUAGUAACUAUCCCACAAUGGCCAUUGCAUCACUAGUAAUCGGUGUGCCCAGCCCUGCAUGGAAAUAAAUCACAGAGACAUAAUUUCCCAGUAGACUUAGUCUCUUCUAGCCUGUGUGCUUCUAGUGAAUGCAAUCUGUAAAAAACCCAAGCAGGUCUCUGCAUUAUCCAACCAUAUUGACUUACCUGUGCAUAAAGGAACCUCACUAGGUAACUGAUCUGGUCAGUUCAUCUAAAGUCACAGAUCUAGUUUAUGUCUCUGUCUGGAAAUAGCUUCAUGGAGCCAAAAUACGCGGAGGAACCUCUGGAGAAGGGAACUGAAUGUGGAAAGUGUUUGGUUGGGUUGGUGAGAGCACUGUUCCCGAGAAGGGUUUGUUUAUCAUGCUUGACUGUUUGUGCUUUACUGUGCUGUCUGUGCCUUGCCUGCUCUGAUUCCGGGAUUCCGUCAGAGAGCCUAGAGUAAUUCCUUUUUCAGGUCUAUGUUUUUGUUUUGUUUUGUUUUUUGAUGAACAUUCUGUAAAAAACUGUCAGCAUUCAAGAUUAUAUUUAAUAAAAAUUAAGAAUUAUACUUGGA